CGAUACUGCCUCUUGACACCGGCCGACUUGCAUUGCGCAGCCGCAUCAAUAAGGUUUGGCCUCGCGUCGCCGCUGGUGUUUGCUCUUGCUGCCCCUCCAUCCGGGCACGUAAAAAAGCCCGCCCGCCCGCCGCCGUUCGGUCCACGCCCGCCCCCAAAGGCCAGGGUCUUCUUCCCCCCUCCGAAAUUCCAUCCACAUCCCGCCGGCCGAGACCGAAGCGAGACAUCCAUCUACGUUACUAUCCAUCCUUCUGCGUUCACGCAUCGCACGACGACGACGAAACGAAACCCGCUGUCGGCGCCCGCAUACCACGAUACCAAUUCCACGACGCCGCCGCCCGUCAUCCCGCCCCGCUCCUCAACAAUGCCCGCCCCAAUGAUACCCCAGAGUCAAUUCGACUCCAUCCCCGACGCCAUUGAGGCUUUCCGACGGGGCGAGUUCCUCGUCGUCCUCGACGACCCGGGCCGUGAGAACGAGGCCGACCUCAUCAUCGCCGCCCAGGACAUCACCACCGAGCAGAUGGCCUGGAUGGUGCGCUACUCCUCAGGCCUCAUUUGCGCCCCGAUCAAGCCCGCCCGCGCCGAUGCCCUCGACCUGCCGCCCAUGGUCCGUGCCAGCCAGGACCCCCGUGGUACCGCCUACACAGUCUCCGUCGAUGCCGCCGACGAGUCCGUCACCACCGGCAUCAGCGCCCAUGACCGCGCCCUCGUCUGCCGCGUCCUCGCCGACCCCACCUCCACCGCCACGAGCCUGCGCCGCCCCGGCCACGUCCUGCCGCUCCGCGCGCACCCCGGCGGCGUGAGGGCCCGAAUUGGCCACACCGAGGCCGCUGUGGAGUUCUGCCGCCUCGCCGGCAAGCACGCGGCCGCCGCCAUCUGCGAAGUGGUCGAGGACGGCGACGAGGUCCCUGGCCGGGCAGUGCGCGCCGCCACCGACAUGAUGAGGGGAGAGGCAUGCAUUACCUUUGCGCGCAAGUGGGGCUUGAAGGUGUGCACAAUCGCGGAUCUCGUCGAGUACGUCGAGAAGACGGAGGGUAAGCUGGAGGUCAACGGCUCCUAGCUUUCAGGGUUGUCACCCGUACGACGAAUGGCGGUUUCAGAGCGGCGAGGGCGGGUGAUGGUUUGCGGCAAGGAGCGGCGUUUUUGCGACAAAAAUCUAUACUCAUCCUCCCUUUUGGGUUUGUAAACGGCAUUUGCUUCAGGGCAUUCUUCUGGCAUGGCUCGACAAUCUGCAGUUCUUGGGUUGCUUAGAUAUUCCUAGUUGCCUUUCGGCGGGCUCAUCCAUCAUCUAUGGAUAUUUGUCUGUCUGUAUGCAAUAGAACAUCAUUGGAUAACACAUCCGCUUUUGAGAUGCCUGGUCCGACGACAGCUGUUCGCCUCCAGUGUCGCGUGCAUUAGGAGUACUGAGGGAUAGUUACUUCUGUUAGGUUAGAUCAUAGUCU
Molecule: messenger RNA, 1441 nt
Organism: Purpureocillium takamizusanense
Lineage: Eukaryota; Fungi; Ascomycota; Sordariomycetes; Hypocreales; Ophiocordycipitaceae
Gene: RIB3
Product: 3,4-dihydroxy-2-butanone-4-phosphate synthase
Exons: 2
Coding region: 364-1059 (231 amino acids)
Biological process (GO): riboflavin biosynthetic process; aerobic respiration
Cellular component (GO): cytosol; mitochondrial intermembrane space
Molecular function (GO): 3,4-dihydroxy-2-butanone-4-phosphate synthase activity
Source: RefSeq, a predicted model, not a curated record